AUGUCUUCGUCUUCAACGUUAUUGACAAGAGAACGUUUGCAAACCUACAAGAAUGCGGCCGAGAAGGCGCUAGAACAAGUGAAAGGUAUCUUAGAAACCAAACAAAAGAAACUUGACGAGUACGAUAGCCUCAUUCGUCGCCUUGAAGAGAUGCCUAGAAAACGAUCUGAAGCCAUUAUGUGUCCCAUUGGAUCAGUAGGCUUCCUUCCUGCUACUAUUGUACACACUAACGAAAUACUCGUUGGUCUAGGAGAUGGAUAUUUUGUGGACGCGUCAGCUUAUCAAGCUGCAGAAAUUGUGAAGAGACGGAAAACAGUUUUGGAAAAGAAUAUCGCAGAUCUUCAUGAACAUGAGGGCAUUAUCUCGAAACAGAUUGCUUUCGCCAAAGAAAUCUUCGAACAUGUGGGACUGAUACUUUUAGCUGGAAUAGUUUUCCAUGAUCACGCUGCAUCACUUUUACAUUACUUAUUCUACAGAGUAACAAUGAUGAAGUGGAAAUACGUGAAGAUUAUGAUGAGGAAAAAGAAGAAGAGUUAA
Molecule: messenger RNA, 537 nt
Organism: Haemonchus placei
Lineage: Eukaryota; Metazoa; Nematoda; Chromadorea; Rhabditida; Trichostrongylidae
Source: the annotation of a GenBank genome assembly